This is a messenger RNA of Gymnodraco acuticeps, 6694 nucleotides long. Its product is annotated as SH3 domain-binding protein 4-like. Gene Ontology annotation, cellular component: cytoplasm. Gene Ontology annotation, molecular function: protein binding. NCBI's taxonomy places the organism in Eukaryota, Metazoa, Chordata, Actinopteri, Perciformes, Bathydraconidae. The record is from RefSeq and is a predicted model, not a curated record.
CGCUGACAUCACUCAGAGCCCGGCCUCUUUCCUCCAGGAGGCUCGGUGAUCAUCAGCAGCUCCGGAGCUCCAAACUGCGCUCUCUCCAUGGGACUAAACAACACUUAUUCCCCGCAAGAGAGGAUGGGAUGUUGACAGGUUGUUCCUCGAGCUACAGGAGAAGCUUCAGAGUCACCUGACCUCCGGCCGGAUCCAACAUGGCCGCCCAUCGAAUCCGAGCCACGGCCACCAACAACACGUCGCUGCCUCGCUGCCGCUCCGAGGGAACGCUCAUCGACCUCAGCGACAGCCUAUCGGAAGCCAGUCUGAACGAUGUCAAAGUGCCUUCUCCCAGUGCCUUGCGCCUGGACUCCACUGCCUCCUUCGGUGCCGCUCGGGAAGUCGUGGCCAUCAAAGACUACUGCCCCUCCAGCUUCACCACGCUAAAGUUCUCCAAAGGGGAUCGCCUCUACGUGCUGGACUCGUCAGGAGGCGAGUGGUGGUACGCCCACAACAACACGGAGAUGGGUUACAUCCCGGCAGCUUACGUGGAGCCCAUCAACUUUAGGGACUCGUCUUUCAGCGACAGCGGGAUGAUAGACACCGUAGGGGACGGUAUCGAGGAGGCAGCCAAAGAAAUGGACCUCUUAGGGGAGUGGGCCGGGGUGAUUCUGAAACCCACCACCUUCCAAAAUGGGAAUCCUUUCGCUUCAACCAAUACCUCGACGAACCCUUUCCUGAACGGGGGUCCUCUGAGCUCCCUUGAUCAGAACAGUAAUGAGAAAUCAGUGGACCUCUUAUUGUUUGAUACGCUCACUCCGUCAGUGCCCAACUCCACCAGCAGCACCACAACCAAUGGUUUCAAUAGUGUUUUUAACCCCAUUAGUCCCAGUGUAGGACCGGGACAAACGCUGCGCAGGGACAACCCGUUUUUUAGAAGCAAAAGAUCCUACAGUCUGUCCGAACUGUCGAUCCUUCAGGCUCAGUCCGACGCCCCUCAGGGCUCCUCUGGGUUCUUCGGAGGCUUGAAAGCACCGGCACCAGAGCAGUUUCAGAGCAGGGAGGACUUCCGGACGGCUUGGUUAACCCAUCGUAAGCUAGCCAGGUCCUGCCACGACUUGGACUCGCUCGGACAGAACCCAGGAUGGGGUCAAACGCAGCCGAUUGAGACCAGCAUCGUCUGCAGGUUGGACAGUUCAGGAGGCGCCGUCCAGCUUCCCGACAGCAACAUCAGUAUCCUUUUACCGGAGGGCCACGUGGCACCGGGCGACACCCAGCAGAUCUCAAUUAUAGCUCUGCUGGAUCCCCCUCUGGAGCUAAACAACGACCGCUGCACCACCGUCAGCCCCGUGGUGGAGAUCAAACUCAGCAACAUGGAGACCAAAACCACCAUCACUCUGGAGAUGAAAGUGUCCGUGGUGGUGAAGAUGGAGAGCCGGGAAACGACAGAAGUCCUGUGUGUCAGGAGUGAUUGUAAAGAAGGACCUUACAGACCGAUUCCUCAGGCGUACGUGUACGGUGACACGGUCCAGGUGUGUUUGGAUAACCUGGAGCCGUGCAUGUAUGUGUGUGUGGUGGCUCAGUCCCGGUCCUUAUCUCCAGACACCACAGUUUGGGAGAACGUGGUUAAAAAGAUAACGUUAGGAGUGUACGGUCCCAAACACAUCCACCCGUCCUUCAAGACCGUCGUGGCUAUGUUUGGUCACGACUGUGCGCCAAAGACGUUGUUGGUGAGCGAUGUGGGUAAACAGGUUCAAUCUGCUCCAUCAGUGGUGCUUCAACUUUGGGGUAAGCACCAGUUUGUCCUGUCCAAACCCCAGGACCUCAGUGUCGGGAUUUACUCCAACAUGGCCAACUACGAGGUAAAGGCGAACGACAAGGCAAGGGUGGUACGAGGCUUCCAGGUUAAACUAGGCAAAGUCAGCAGGCUCGUCUAUAUGAUUGCCUCGCGAAACACCGACGAUGUUUCGGACUUCACCUUGAGGAUCCAGGUUAAGGACGACCUAGAUUGUAUACUGGCUCAGUUUUGUGUCCAGACGCCAACACCGCCACCCAAAACAGGGCCAAAGACAUCGGUGCAAAGGCGUUUCCUGAAGAAAAAGGAAGUGGGGAAGAUAGUCUUGUCUCCUCUCGCUGUUGCAUCCAAGUACCCCGUGUUUCAGGACAGGAGAAUAAACAACUUAAAGUUUGGAAAGCUGAUCAAAACGGUCAUCCGACAAACGAAGAAUCAGUACUUGCUGGAGUACAAAAAAGGAGACUUUGUGGCCCUGUUGAGCGAGGAGAAGAUCAAGCUGAAGGGUCAGCUGUGGACAAAGGAAUGGUACAUUGGAUAUUACCAGGGCAAAAUGGGAUUUGUUCACGCCAAGAACGUGCUGGUGGUUGGUAAAGUUAAGCCUAUUUACUUCAGUGGGCCCGACCUCACCACUGCACUUUUACUGGAGCAGACACUGAAGCCCUGUAAGUUCCUCACGUACAUCUACGCCUCCGUACGGACUAUUCUCAUGGAGAACAUCGGAAACUGGCGGGCGUUUGCAGACGCCCUCGGAUACGCCAACCUGCCUUUGACACAUUUCUGUCGCGCCGAGCUGGACAGCGAACCAGAGCGGGUCGCAUCGGUUCUGGAGAAGCUGAAGGAGGACUGCAACAAUUCGGAGAGCAAAGAGCGAAAGUCCUUCCAGAAAGAGCUCCUAACAGUGAGUCAAAACCUUGGCAUCAGUUGCUGUGACUCAGCAUUUCUCAAAGCUUUUUUUUUUAAACUUUGUUUUUUAUUAGUUCUCGUUUUUGUUACAAUAAUGAACAGACAAACAAUAUGAAAGCAGACAGGGUCAUCCUGGGUACAAAUAAAUGCUUACUAUGUUGUAGAAAAUAUUACACAUAAUAUACAUACAAUUCGUACUUGCACACACAUUUAUACAAUCGUAUACACAUUAAUCUCCUUAGAUGCUCCAACAGUUUGUGCAAACGUGUGUCGGGCUAACAAAGGCAGGGUUGCAUCACACUAUCAUGGUUUCUCAACGCUUUUGAAGGAAAUGCAAAGCCUGUCUUUCUCCGUUGCGUCCUUCAUGUGUCAAAUGAAAUGGUCAUGUUUGUCUUCCUGCUGGAGAGCAAUGCUUUCUCCUGUUAUCUGCUCCAGGCGUUUGGCUUCAGACCCCCCCCCCCUCUAGUCUCUUAAUUCUGCUGGGAGUGCAGUCGAUAAGUGCUGUGUAGGCACCGAGGUCUAAUCGGGACCUGAGGGGCUGUGGAGGGCAAACAAAUAGCUCUGAGUUCCUGUGCAGAGUGCAGUUUGCUGGUCCUAUAAAUCCAAUUGAUCACUCAGGCUGCUUUUAAUUUAAAUCUUUAUGUACAUAUGAAUCAAAGCCCUCAGGGAGACGAACCGUGCAGGGAUAGAGCUCAGUGAAACACACCGUUAGGCUUUAUUUACAGCAUGUAGCUAUUUAGAAACCCACAAAUACUGCACCUAUCCUGAGUGUCUUUAAACAGGUGCUUGUAGAGGUACAGAUUCAUUCACAGUGUAACCCUUCUUCUUGGACAGCAAUUAUGAAAUACGGCCUUUUUCCAGAUUUCGUUCGAAAAUCUGACGUUUUUUCUUAAACUGGGAUUUAAUUUGUUCUUUUAUAUUAAAAGAACAGCAGAGCCUGUUCAUGCUUCUUUCCUUUCCUUAGUAUUUUCAGCUUUUGGUGCACAAUAUCUGAGCUGCGUGAGUGUUUAAACGAGGCACUUGGUUGUGAGUCGCCUGUCACGGAAAUGUGGAUUUUCAUUGUCGCCUCAGGCCGUCUGGGGAGCGAUGAUCAUCCUGACGUCUAAACUGCCAUUAAGUCUGCCGACAUAAAGCUUUGCAUUUCCAUUUCUAGCGUGUGUGUCCUUACAUGGUGGAGACACUGCGAUGUUUUCAGAGUGUUCCUAGCUGCCUUUACUUAGCUUCUCGUAUAUUCAUCACAUUCUCCGUCAGAGGUCACGGACCAACUCCAGCUGAAGGAACUGGGAGCAGAAACUCUAUAAUUUACGCGAGGUUGUAAACACUAGUUAGAAGCAUUUAUAGACAGAGAGAACUGCACGACAUAAUCAAAGGUGGGGACGGAAAAUAUGGCCUUUUGAAGGGAAUUCCUCUCUGAUGAAUAUAGGUCUGUUUUUUCAGGAUUACACCUAAACUACUGCUUACUGUUAGCACACAGCACGCAGCGAUCGAGCACAUUUGAGGACGCUUUGUUUAACCCACACAAAUAUGCAGUUUGCUCCCUGUGUAAACAUCUGAUGUUUGUUUUCUGUCCUCUGAAAAGUGGAUUCAGUUGCGUGUGGGCCUCAGAUGAAAGCUCAGGGAGUCCAAACACAGUCGGGUGAAACCCCCGUCUUCUUGCUAAAUGUUCUUCGUCACAAUGGGAACACCUCUCACGAUUUUCCGGUGUGUCGUUGACAUGGACUGGAGUGUAUUUUUAGGAGAGCUCACUUUGUGCUCAUGUCUGAAUGCUUUGGGGUCAGCAGCAGUAUGGAAACACAUCCAGUGAAUAUGUUACAGAUGUUCCAUGUGUUCGGGAUUCUGCUUCUAACGCUGCUCUGUACUUCUGCUGUAACAUGUGCAGAAUAUCACAGCACCAACACAAUAUGUUCUGGGUUCUUGAAUGGGUUAGAUACGGUUGUACAUGUGUCCGUUAGGAGUUAAAACAUGAGGUCAAUUAGGUGUUUUUGCAACUUUGGAUGUAACGAUUUGUGGUUUUAGCUCCAGGUGAUUAUACAAUAUGUUUAGAUAUAUAUUAGAUUAUAAUCUUUAAUGACCACACAGCCAGGCUGGUGGAAUUCGUGUUCAGUGCAGAUUAUUACAGCUUGUUCCAUACAAUAAACAGUACAACACAGCACAGGGCAAAGACAUACAUGAUGACAUAAAUACAUGAAGUUCAAGGUGUGGUGGAUUGUGAUAAUCCUCCUUGACCCGGACCCCCCUUUUGCUAUCUUAGAUUUUCCUUUCGAAGCUCACAACACUUUACGGCUGCAACUAACAAUUAUUGUUUAUUAUGAUCAACCUGAAUGUUAUUUUUGAUUAAACCAUUCGUCUAAGAAAUUUCAGAAAUAGUGAAAAACUGCAAAUUCUAGUCGACCUACCAAACCUCCAAAACAUUCAAUUGUUUAUGAUAUGAGAGAGAAAAGCAGGACAUUUUUGAGAAACUGCAUUUUUGUUGGAUUAUAAAUACUUUUAAAAUGGAUUGACUAUCAAAAUAGUGCAGUUGCAGCUCGAGCUACUAAUAUGUUGAUUUCUCUUUGAGUCCUUUAGUUAUUUUGUCUUGAAGUGACACAUUUUGGGAUUUUAAAAGAUUGUAAUACUAUCUCUUCAUAGAAGACAGUGACAGUAGAUAUGUGACAGUAACUUCAAGUAGGCCGAAGAGGAGAUCGUAGUAACAUGGUCAGUGUCUUAAACCCAUAAAACAGGAAUCUGUCCGUAAUUCUCCCCAAAUGUAGUCCCUGAACGCCUCUCGGACUCAUUUUAACUCCAUAUCAUCAGACGUCAGCGUGCUUUAGUGACACGUCUGAACAGGGUGUUCCUCAAGGAAACUCAAACACUGUUAAAGCCAUAAAAUGUGUGUGUGUGUGUGUGUGUGUGUGUGUGUGUGUGUGUGUGUGUGUUGUGUGUGUGUGUUGUGUCAGCAGAGUGGUAUGAACCUCAGCAGAUGGUGUUAUUGUAGAUUGUUCUCUUAGCAACACGGUGGUGUUUCUCUCUUCUCACAUACGUUAAAUCAAAAUCAUAAACACUUUGACUUGUAGCUGAAGGUGUUUCUAUGUACCGUAUAUACAGUGAGAAUAAGGCGCUUAGCAGACAGAUUAAAGUGGACGUCUCAACAGUGACCACACACUGCAGAAUGUAUUAGAUAAGAUUUCUGCACGCGGGAAACUUUCUAGUUGCAUUAGUAUCAACAGAAAGUGGCAUCAAUGCAUCCGUCUGAAACCUUUCCCAUUUAAAUGUUUAAUACAUUUCUUAAAGGGGCUCUAUUACGCUCUAUUACGCUCUAUUACGCUCUAUUACGCUCUAUUACGCUCUAUUACGCUCUAUUACGCUCUAUUACGCUCUAUUACGCUCUAUUACGCUCACUCUCAGCUUGAUUUUAGUGUUGUGUGCCUCUACUUUGAUCUGUUUCACAGUAGAGGCACAGAUAUGUAUGUUUUGUACCUAAGUUCGUCACGUAACAUGCUAUGAACGUCGCUAAAGUAAAAAAACACGCUACAUAGGCACUGAAGAUUGAACACCAUGUAGCCUAACAUGCGUAAAUACAUUUAAAUUAAUUUGCUUUCAAACAAGCGGUCUCCUUUGUUAAAGCUGCUGUUCUUAUCAUCUUGUAGUGAGGAAGGAUUUGCAAAGGACACAUUAUAACAGUGCAAUAUGGGCUGAUUAGACUCAUUGAAUUUCUACAACAGAAUAUUUAAUGUUUUCCUCCUGGAGUUUAAUGUCUGGACUCGUUUGUUUAGCGGCUGUGUUGUUGUUGUUGUUGUUGUUGUUGUUGUUGGGGGGGGGUGUUCAGGAUCAGGUUGUGUUGCAGAUGUUUCCUGCCGGGGAGACGCCAGUACACGGCGUCUACGAGCAGCAAGCUUUCAACAGCGAUAGCUGUUCAUUGUUCCAAUGAUAAUAAACAAAAAUGUGCAUAAAGCAUAUUUGAUAAGAGUAUUAAAAACUUGAAAAAUAUUCCUCUUAGGUACAUUUAGAACAGAUACAACAUGUGCGAUUAAUUAUUUA